AUGAGCGCCUCUUGUCUUACCAAAACCUUCAAAGCGAAAGAACGUCUCUAUCAAAAUGUCCCACAAAAUUUUCAUUUUGACCUUUUAUGCCUUGGAGAUUUUUUUUUUCUUUACCUCAAACGUCGCCAAGUUGCAAAUCCACCACCACCACCCGCUAUUCUUCGCCUUACACUUUACAGGCAACACGAACCACUCUUUCCACUAACAGUGAACCGCCAACUACCACAAUCACCAUAUCCACCCCGACCUUAUUUAGUGCACCACCUUGAUGGUCUCCGCCACCACCCUAAUCCGGUCCUUCAACUGUCGUUUCUUCCUUUCGUCGUCUCUAUGUCCUUUGAGUUGGCCAAGAUCAAAUUUCAUGCCAAAUUUACAAGGUUCUCUCUCAGGAGACCCUUGGCGAAAACCACCUACACUCUCCUCGUUUACUGGGUUUUAUAUCUGAGGCGAACUUUCUUUCGUUUCUUACUCUUUUUGCUCACAACUCCAUAUUUAAAUCUUUACUUAAUCCUUCCCGAAUUCUUUCUUUACUAUUUUGUCAUUUUUUUUUCGUUCGCUUUCUUCCUUGUGAUGAUUUGUCUGUAUUUUUUUUCUUUUCAGUUUUUUUUUCUCUCGAGUCAUCAUUUUAUUCGAAAUUGUUCUUCCAUUCUUUUUUUGUGCCAAUCGCUUUUUCUUUAG
Messenger RNA from Acanthosepion pharaonis, 678 nucleotides. Lineage: Eukaryota; Metazoa; Mollusca; Cephalopoda; Sepiida; Sepiidae. The record is from the annotation of a GenBank genome assembly.